AUGCAUAUUUGGGAAAGAAGCUACUUCCGUCCUUUGAAUAUCACUAUUGACUGUAGUAUUCCCAAAGUUAAUGCAAUUACAUCUGUAUUUUCUUAUGUUGCAAUUCACUAUUGUGAAUUUCAUAUUCUUUGUGCUUGGCAAACAAACCUCAACAACAAAACUAUCUACUUUGUUCAUGCUAGAAUCAGAAGAUUGAAUCGUCUCUUGUUUGUUCUUACAAACAAUAUAAAGUAUUUCUACAAACAAGAAGUAGAUUGUAUUCACUUAAACAAUGGAAAGAUGGGGCCAGUAGAAAACGAACUUGCAAAAAAUGAAUUUGCUGCAUCUAAGAUAGAAGAUGACAUACUCCCUUCUAAAAUGAUCAGUCUAUUAAAGGUCUUUGCCAGCGUACUUUAUGUAUUACAUGAAAAUGCUAGGGUUGGUUUAAUGGACAGAUACAGAUUUUUUCACUAUUAA
Messenger RNA from Phycomyces blakesleeanus NRRL 1555(-), 456 nucleotides. RefSeq lists its product as hypothetical. NCBI's taxonomy places the organism in Eukaryota, Fungi, Mucoromycota, Mucoromycetes, Mucorales, Phycomycetaceae. The transcript has 2 exons. The record is from RefSeq and is a predicted model, not a curated record. The coding region runs from base 1 to 456 and encodes 151 amino acids.